AGCAAAACCACCAUAAUGGCGACGACUAUAGACAGAAAAAUAAUUAUUUAUUUUUGUCUUUCUCUUUGCAUUUAAACUGUGGGAAAGAGAUAUCUUAAUGUCAUAAUGUCAUUCAGGAAUAAUCAAAUGUUCCAAAGACCGAACCAGUUUCAGGCAUCAACACCUCAGGCCUUUAACCAACAACAGCAGCUUGGAAAUGUCAGAUUUACUACCAAUACCUCCACAGCUAGGAUGCAAAACAUGUUCAACCCACUACAGACAUCGGUACAAGCUGGAAUGCCACCCUGGGGAGCAGGGGUAGCAGUGCAGGCAGGUCAACAAAACUUUCAGCCUCAGAUUAUCCAGGCAGGGUUACAGAAUCCUGCAAUGGCCAAUAUGACCAACCCUCAACAGAAUGCUGCUAACAUGAUGGGACUGCUAGCUAACCAACAGUUACUGGCACAGGCAGCUGGCUUAGUAGCUACUCCUGGUCUAGGAGUAGGAAUGCAGGUGCCCUUUACUGGGCAGGGGAUACUUGGUGCCGGACCAAUGAGAGGACAGCUACCUCAAGUAUUUCAAAAUGUAGGGCAAACUGGCUUAGGUAAUAGUGGACAAUAUUCACCGAAAUCAAAUAUGAACCAACGUAAUUCUAAAUCUUCCAAUCAAAAUCGUGGUCGUCAAUCAAAUGAUAGAAGUUCAGGGAAUAAGGAUCAAAGGUCAUUUGAUCGAUCAAGAAGUGAUAACAGAGGAAGCCGUGAUCAGAGUAAAGACAGAAAAAAUAGGGAGGAUAAAAAAGAUCCACGAAGCGAAGACAGACGAGGUGAUCAAAAAUCAAACAGAGGAGAUGAUCAAAGGAAUUUUGACCAGAGAGACAGUAAAAAUAUUGACAGACGAAGAGAUGGAAGUCGAGACAAUAGGAAAUAUGACCUACCAGAUGAUAGGAGGAGUAAUUUCAGAGAGGAUAGAAAAAAUCGUAAUGACAGGAACAUUGAUAGACUUGAUGACAGACGAGAUGUUAGAAAAGAUGAUAAAAAUUUCCUCAGAAAAGAUGAGAGCAAAAGGGAUGAUAAAAGUGGAGAUAAAAGAAAACCAUUCAGAGACAGAAAAGACAUAGAUAGAAGAAGUGCAAAGGGAGAUAAUAGAAAUAAAGGGGAAUGUGAUAGGUCAAAGGGAGAUAACGAUAGAUCAAGAGAUUUUGGUAGGAGAAGUAACCAAGGCAGUAGAUCUCGUAGAGAUGACGACCUAUCAGACAAUGCUUCCAGUCCAGACAAGAAAAGAACCACGAGGACAAAAGACGGCACAAAAGCAUCAACCUCUUCAAAGAAAUCGAAGCCUGAAGACCAGGAUAGUUAUUCUGAGGUUGAGGAUACAAUAGAGGAUGUGAUAGAAGAAGAGAUACCAGCUUGGUUGAGGUGUUCUCCAUCAGAUCUGUACUUUACCAGGGACAAUAAAACUGGAUGUCUCCGUGCAACAAAGAGGAUGAGAGAUUUAGAAGAUAGAUUUGAGAAUGAAGUAAUAUUAAGAGCAGAGAGAAUAAGAGAUUCACAACCUAAAGUCGAUCUACCAUCUAGGCCACCACCAAAACUACAUAUACAUAAACAGUGUUGCAGCCAUCAAGCAGAGGACAGCUGUAGCAGCAGCUCAGACUCUAGUGAUGAAGAUGGUGAUGAUGAUGAGGAUGAUGAAUGGAUAGAGGAACUAAACAAAAAGAAAAAACAUCCAUACAGACUGCAUGAAGAGUUAUGGUACAAUGAUCCAGGAGAGAUGAAUGCUGGUCCAUUGUGUAGAUGUAGUAUAAAGUCCAGAAAAACAGGAAUCAGACACAACAAAUAUCCUGGUGAAGAGGCAAUAUCUGCAUGUGACCCAGAAAGUAACAACAGUAACAAAUUGUAUCAUUACAAAAUUAAUAUGUCUCCACCGACAAACUUUUUGACUAAAUGUCCCAGUAUUAUUGACUACGACAACCAUGAGUAUAUAUUUGAAGGAUACUCUUUGUUCUCCCACAGUAAACUUGAAAAUAUUCCUGUAUGUAAAGUUAUUCGAUUCAAUAUAGAGUACUCAAUACAAAUAGUAGAACAAGAAUUAUUACAGAAUUUUACAGUGAGGAGUUUGGAUUUGUUCUGUAAGUUUUUAUUCACGGAGAUAUUAGAGUUAGUGGAUAUUGAUUGGAAAGGUCCUGGUGACUCUGAAAAUUGUAAUAGAUACCACUUAAUGCCAAGAUUUGCUAGAUCUUUACCAGAAAAUGGGAAGGAAAUUUUAUCCAUGAAUGAAGUACUGAAUUAUCUGUUAAGUAGCUCUAAGCCUAUGGUAGAUGAAACUAUGCUGAAACAAGUGCAGGAGUAUGACGCCAAUGACUGGCAGAAUAUUGUUGAUGAUGUCAGAGGAAUGGUUGUCACAUACCCUGGAAUGAAACCGUGUUCAUUACGUAUAGACCAGUUAGAUAGAAGUCAACAUGAGGACUAUGAGGAUGAUGGUUCAGUUUAUCCACUAAUUAUACAUUUUGGUAUUAGACCAGCUCAACUGAGUUAUGCAGGAGAUCCUAAUUAUCAGAAAUUGUGGAAACAGUUUGUCAAGUUCAAACAUUUACUCAACAGCAAACCCAAAAUUUUAUUCACCGACAAACAAAAACUACAACAGAAAGAAGAUCAGCUAAAUGAAUUAAGAUUGAAAAACACAAUGAAGAGGGAGGUUACGGUAGAGAUCAGUUCUAAAGGAUUUGUACGUACAGGGAUAAAGUCAGAUAUCACCCAGCACACUAUGUUGAUACCAGUACUCCUAGAUCAUUUAAGAUUUCACAAUGCUUUGACAAAGUUAGAAAAGAAUAUACAGUAUAACUUCCAAGAUAGAGGUUUAUUACAGCUUGCCCUGACACACACAUCUUAUAAAGUGAAAUAUGGAACUAAUACGGAUCAUGCCAGGAAUUCAUUAUCUAACUGUGGGAUGAGACAGUUAGAGUAUGGUGACAGAAAAAUACAUUUCCAACAUACUAGGAAAAGAGGAAUUAAUAUAUUGAUAAAUAUAAUGUCCAGAAUGGGAAAUAAAGAGGAAAUGUUAUCAGAAAUACCGCACAAUGAAAGGUUAGAGUUCCUGGGAGAUGCUGUCGUGGAAUUUAUAAGCAGUGUACACCUGUUCUUCAUGUUCCCGUGUUUGGAGGAAGGUGGACUGACAAGUUAUAGGACAGCUUUAGUUCAGAAUCAACACUUAGCAGUACUGGCAAAAAAUCUCCACUUGGAUGAGUACAUGUUAUACGCCCAUGGACCUGAUCUGUGUCACGAAUCAGAUCUCAAACAUGCUAUGGCUAAUUGUUUUGAAGCAUUAAUGGGGGCAUUGUUUUUGGAUGGUGGUAUAGAGGUUACAGAUAGAAUAUUCUCUAACACUUUGUUUGGUGAUAGUGAUGAAUUACUUCAGACAUGGAAAGAGAUACCACUACAUCCUUUACAAGAAGAUGAACCUAAUGGAGACAGACACUGGAUUGAGUCUAGUCCUGCUUUACAAAAGCUGUUAAAAUUUGAAGAAAUAACAGGGAUCCAGUUUGAUCACAUCAGACUGUUAGCCCGAGCUUUCACAGUCAGAUCUGUUGGUUAUAAUAACUUAACAUUGGGACACAAUCAGAGACUUGAGUUUCUUGGUGACACAGUUUUACAGUUGGUUGCUUCAGAGUAUUUAUUUAAACAUUUUCCUGACCAUCAUGAAGGACAUUUAUCUUUAUUGCGGAGUUCCUUGGUAAAUAACAGAACACAGUCCAUUGUCUCAGAUGACCUUGGAAUGUCAGAUCAUAUCAUUCAUGCUGAAACUAGGGGAGAGAGCAUUGAUAUGAAAACAAAAGAAAAGGCAGAUUUAUUGGAAGCAUUUAUUGGCGGUCUGUAUGUGGACAAAGGGUUGACUUAUUGUCGAGUUUUCUGUCAUGUCUGUUUCUUCCCAAGACUACAGGACUUCAUUAAGAACCAAGUAUGGAAUGAUCCUAAAUCUCAGUUACAACAAUGUUGUCUGACUCUCCGUGAUCUUGAUGGUGGUGAACCUGACAUUCCAAUCUAUAAAAUGAUUGAAUCUAUUGGUCCAACUAACACAAGACGUUACAAGGUAGCAGUUUACUUCAAAGGUGAACGACUGGCCACAGGAACAGGACAUAGUAUACAACAGGCUGAAAUGGCUGCAGCUCAUAAUUCUCUUAAAGAACGAUCAGAAUUAUUUCCAAUAUUGGCUCAUCAAAAGAGGUUUUUGGAGAGGAAAUAUAAAAGUAUAGAGAACCAAAGAAGAUGAGCAGCGAGAAAUAAAGACAAUGAUUUAAGCUGUUUAUGAUGAAAUGUCUGUUUUAUGAGCUAAACAAAUUACAAUAGUAACAGAAGCAUAUCUCAGUGUUGUGUAUCAUGUGAACCAUGUAUCAUGUAGUGCUAUUAAAGGAUUUGAAACAAAAAUAAUGAGUAAAUGAAAAGUAGAUUACAACAAAUUUAUUACAUGUACUGGUAGAGUUACAACUUUUAUUUGUGAAUUUAUUAUUGCGACUCUAAGAUGAAGGACAAUAUUAGAAGACUGAUAAAGAGAAGUGAUUCGUGUAUAAGUUGUUGUAGAGAAUGUAUGUUGUAGAAUACUAGGUGCAAUUUUAUUUUUUUAAUAUUUAUGAUUGCCAUGAUGUUGAUUUUUUCAUAGCUUUUGAAUUAAUGAUAACUUUACAUGAAUUUAUGAAGAAGAAUAAAACUCGUAAAAGAA
Messenger RNA from Mytilus trossulus (common blue mussel), 4686 nucleotides. RefSeq names its product ribonuclease 3-like. Lineage: Eukaryota; Metazoa; Mollusca; Bivalvia; Mytilida; Mytilidae. Gene Ontology annotation, biological process: pre-miRNA processing; primary miRNA processing; rRNA processing. The transcript has 29 exons. The record is from RefSeq and is a predicted model, not a curated record. Gene Ontology annotation, cellular component: nucleus; microprocessor complex. The coding region runs from base 106 to 4239 and encodes 1377 amino acids. Gene Ontology annotation, molecular function: RNA binding; ribonuclease III activity.